This is a messenger RNA of Ruditapes philippinarum (Manila clam), 8810 nucleotides long. Its product is annotated as protein furry homolog-like. Bases 156 to 8795 code for a protein of 2879 amino acids. Gene Ontology annotation, cellular component: site of polarized growth; cell cortex. NCBI's taxonomy places the organism in Eukaryota, Metazoa, Mollusca, Bivalvia, Venerida, Veneridae. The transcript is spliced from 67 exons. The record is from RefSeq and is a predicted model, not a curated record. Gene Ontology annotation, biological process: neuron projection development; cell morphogenesis.
AUCAAAACGAGGUUUAGUUCGCGAAAUGUUGUCAAAAAUGUUUUUUUAAUUAAUUUCCAAGUUUAUCAUCAUCCUUCUAAAUUGUAUUCAAGAUGAAUGUUAUUUACUAUCUCCCAACUUGAAUCUGCUCAGAUUCAUUUAACUAAAGUGUAGAAAUGUCCGGUUCAGGCAGUCCUGUGUUAGAUGAAAAUGUGAAGCCUGGAGAAUAUGUGCUUCAAUCACUGUUUCUAGAAUUUUGUAAUCUAUCAGAGAAGAAGAUAGAGUUGGUGCUUGCGGAACCAUUGGAGAAAUUAUUGACAAAGUCUUUACAGAAAGGAGAUGAUCAACAAUUUGAUCAAUUACUGAAUGCACUGGGUAAUGUAGCAGAACAAAGUUUACCAUCGCUGUUACAAAGCUUGUUCCGCUGGUAUGAGCGUCAACUGAUGCUAGAUGAGGGCGGACAUGCUGAACCCAGGCUGAGGCAUAGAAGUAAAGGGAGCAAAGAUUACCUGUGUGAGCGUAGAGAUUUGGCUGUUGAGUUUGUGUACUGCCUGGUGCUAAUAGAAGUUUUGACAAAACUGUCUUACCACCCUGGGCAUGAUGAUCUCUCAGGCAAGAUUAUCAGUCAAGCAUUUAAACAUUUCAAGUACAAAGAUGGAUUACAGACCAACCCAAAUGCUGCCAAUAUCAACAUUAUUGCUGACCUAUAUGCUGAGGUUAUUGGUGUACUAGCACUCUCAAGAUUUGCACCAGUACGUAAAACAUUUCUGCUGGAAUUAAGAGAGUUGAAGUUACGUGAUCAAACUCCAUACACUGCUCAAAGCAUCAUUAGCCUUCUGAUGGGCCUGAAGUUCUUCAGAGUCAAGAUGCAUCCAAUAGAGGAUUUUGAACAGAGUGUACAGUUCCUGCAUGACCUUGGUCAUUAUUUCCUAGAGGUCAAGGACAGAGAUAUUAAACAUGCCCUGGCCAGUCUGUUUGUAGAGAUAUUACUUCCAGUUGCUUCAACUGCUAAGCAUGAAGUGAAUGUACCAGUGUUGAAGAAUCUUGUAGAGAUGAUGUAUACACCCUGUGUAGACCUUACCAUGAAGAGAAAACAUUCACAGUCAAUGUUUCCACUAGUCACAUGUUUGCUAUGUGUGAGUCAGAAAACAUUCUUCCUGAACAACUGGCCAUAUUUCCUCACCAACUGUCUCUCUCAACUGAAGAACAAAGAUAAUAAGUUGUCAAGAGUUGCUCUCGAAUCUCUGUCCAGACUGGUGUGGGUAUAUAUGGUGCGUAUAAAGUGUGAGAGUAACCAAGUCACGACCAGUAGAUUACAAAGUGUCAUCAGCAGCUUGUUUCCUAAGGGACAGAAAGUGGUCACACCUAAAGAUAUGCCACUCAACAUCUUCGUGAAAAUCAUCCAGUUCAUUGCUACUGAGCGUUUAGAUUUUGCCAUGAAGGAGAUUAUAUUUGACUUACUGAGUGUUGGAAAGAAAUCCAAUUUUCUCACACCAGAGAGGAUGAGUAUUGGUUUAAGAGCGUUCCUUGUUAUAGCCGAUAGUCUUCAACAGUGUGAUGGUGAUCCACCGAUGCCCCAGUCCAACACCGUGUUCCCAUCAGGCGCGACUGUUCGUGUGAAGAAAACAUUCCUUAACAAAAUGUUAACAGAUGAUAUGGCCAAACAUAUAGGGCUGUCUCAGUAUGUCCCGUACUUACUGAAGACCUUUGAUUCAAUGUUGAGGACAUUGGACCUGAAUGUUGGACGACCUCUACUACUAACAAAGGCUGAAAAUGUGAACAAAGAGCCUGAGGAGUUACUGACUGGUGACAGGAAACCUAAGAUGGACUUAUUCCGUACAUGUAUAGCAGCUAUACCAAGGUUAAUACCAGAUGGGCUCAGUAAGUCAGAACUAGUAGAGUUAGUCACUAGACUUACUGUACACUUUGAUGAAGAACUGAGAGGGUUGGCAUUUCAAGCUUUACAGAAUCUCAUGCAGGAGUCUGAUGUCUGGAAAGAACAGGUGGUCAGAGGUUUUGUACAGUUUAUACAGAAGGAGAUUAGUGAUACAAAUACUCAACAAGCACAACAGCUGGACAGUGCUCUACGUCUGUUGAUGCAAAUCAUUUCUAAAUACAACAAUCAAAAGUAUGUUGGUAUAUCAGGGAGCCUACUUGCCCUACACGAGGUUGAAGGCCUUGCCCUGGUUAUGUUGUGUAAUCAUCGUGUUGUCACAAGAAAGCUGGCAGCCCAUCUGCUGAAAGAAGUGAAACAGAUCUUCUUGUGUGUUCCUGCAUUGUCAUCUGAUAAUGUUGUGUGUACGAGCCUGUUAGAGACGAUGGAUAAUGCCUGUCCUGCUGUAAUAGAGAGAUUGCUACCAUCGUUAAUACCAUCAGAAAGGACAUUUAUCCUGAACUGUUCAAGUGUUGAUUUACAAUGGUUGUUGGAGAGAUCAGCCACAGUUUGGAGUAGUUCCCAUGACACCAAGGAGUCUCAUUCUGAUUCUAACUUCUCGAAGGUGGAUCCAUGGAUGCAGUGCAUUGCUAUGUUUGUCUCAAAAGAUUUCGCUAUGACGUCAUGUCAUCUAGCCAUAGCUCAUGCAUGGCCCAUAGUGUAUACAAGACUUAAUGCUCUAUACACAUUGUUAGACCCUGGUAACAUGAUCAAUGAGAACAGGGCAUCAUCAUUUAUCCGGUCAGGAAGUAAGAAAGCACCUACUGAGAAAGAUCAUCAUAUGCAGCUAUGGCAGAAUUACGUCAUCUUAGCUUGUAGUGUGGCACAAAAUACACCUAUCACAGAUAUUGUUAAUAGGAUUGUACUUCCUGAACCAAGCACUUUGACAGAUGAGAAGUCAGACAAGAAUUCUAAUGUGUGCAGUAUGUUUAAACAGCUGGUUCCCCUCAUCAGAUGUGAGAGUGCAGACAUGAGGGAUACCAUCGUGAACGGUCUCGGAUAUACCAAUCCAGUAGUGUUCAAGGAGUUGAUGGAAGAGUUAGUGCCCUUGUUGAAGGAGGCAAUUGAGCGUAAAGCUGAGAACAUCAAGAGGCGAAGGAAACGUGAUGUCUUCCGUGUUCAACUUGCUCAUAUAUUUGAACUGAUGGCAGAACACAAAACAUUUGCACAGAGUGAGUCAGCAGUGAUAGAUGAUAACCACUGUUUAACAAAGCCAUUUGUAGAGUAUAUUGAUGGUGCUAGGAUAUACCUGGAGGGCGAGAGUGAUCGAGACUUGCCCACAUUACAGGAUAUCAGACUGCAUUUCAGCAAGUUUGUCAGACAUCUCAUCUGUAAUACACCCGUUGAAUAUAAACCGUCAUUGUUGACACGAGAGUUGAGGUACAGUCUGUUUGACUUGUUUGCAAGUUGGAGCGGAAAGUUCAGUCAUACAUCUAGUGCAAUAGAUAGAAGGUUGACAAAGGAUGAUGGAUGUACAGAGCUAGAGCUGGCUGCAGUGCGAGCCAUGUCGGCUGUCGUCUGCUGCGGUCCAGUAUUCGAUAUCAAUGGUCUGAAUGAUGACGGCUACAUAUACCACUGGCUAGAUACUUUACUGAGCUCUCAUGACGACAGGGAUAGAACUAUACGAUCUAAGAUGAAAGAGGAGGUCAAACUUCACUGCGUAUGUAGUUUGGAGGGAGAGUCCAAAAUAAAGAUGCUACAUCAGAAAAUUAAGGCGUGGAAAAUUUUGUGUGACCACACUGAAGCUUGUAUUUAUGAUCUGGCAAAGGAGACUGUAGUAUUGUUGCUGGACUACAACUCGGACAACCAGGGGUUACUAGACUGGGUAAUUGACAGGUGUUACACAGGGACUAAUGAAGUAUCUGAUGGCUGCUUUAAUGCCCUGGCUGCAGUGUUCCAAGCAAGGGAGUAUCCAUGUGAUCAUGUUGCCAUGCUGAACCUUGCCAUUCUAAAUGUGGGAAAUCCACGAAUGCCAACACAUGAGACUGCUGUACAACUGCUCCACUUACUGGACCGGAGGUUCUUCCAGGAAGAGUCAGUUCUUCGUGACAACAGUGAGCAACAUCAGGCAUUAAAUGACGUGUUUUUGUCUGUCUCCUACUGCAAGUCACAGAUGUUUAUGUCAGAUCAGCUAGCUAGACUUCAUCCAGAUCUGACCAUGCCAAUAUUUUCAGAGAUUACACACAGAUUUCAGACUGCUAAACCAGCAGUUAGACAAACACUGUUGAAGUAUUUGUUGCCAUGGUUACAUAACAUGGAGCUUGUUGACCCUUCAUUGCCACAGAGUAACCCACUGAGUACAUUCCUUAUCCGUCUCCAUGACAACUAUACAGAAACAUUUAAACCACCAUUGAAAGGAGAAGGCUGGGGUUCACAGGAAGCCACCAAGAUGGUUCUGAAUAACCUGUUCUAUAUAACUGUCAAGUUUGGAGAUGACCAUCCCCAGGAGCUAGAAUCUCUGUGGGCAGCUCUGGUAUUGUGUUGGCCAAACAAUAUCCGUGUAGUGAUGCAUUAUCUAGUUAUACUGAUUAACAUGGCUGCACCGGAACUCCUGUCUCAUGCUAAACGUGUGGUUGGUUAUAUUGGACGAGCUCGACCAGAACGACUGGUAGAUGAGCUUAUGGCAGAGUUACAAACAGUUGAGACAUUAAAUCUAAACAUAGAGAGAACACAGACACCACCGUUCUUCCGUCUGUCUGUCAUCAGAAGACCGACUAUUGUACCUAACACAACUGAUGAUGAGAAAUUAGAGAGUCAUGUGACCAACUUGGCAUUAGAGAAAGGAACGUUACACACAAAACGUCAUAGUGCUAACCCUGAUGAUGUUCUCUCUGAAACUACACCAAGGACUGAUUCAGCUCAGGAGAGUGACUCAAGUCUAGAGUCGGAGGACGAGAUGUCACUGCCCUCACCUAUGCGAGGAAGUUCUGAACAACGAAGAAAUGAGACAAAUGCACCAUAUCCCCUACCUAUGCCAGCAUAUGGAGGAUAUUUUGCACCAUUGUCAGAAUAUCUACCUGAUAGCCUUCAUCCCUCAGCAGGAUUUCACAGGAGUAAUAUUGCGAUUAUGUUUAUGUCAGACCUGGUUUUAGAUGGUCUGGAGAUUGACUGGUCGGCUCAUCUUCCCCUCAUGUUACAUGUCAUAUUCCUAGGUUUAGAUCACAACAAGGAACUGGUGUAUGAACAUUGUAAGAAGUUGUUGUUGAAUCUCAUGUUACUGGCAGCCAAUCAAGACUGUCCUGAGGUUGCUAGGCUGUUGCUAAGUUACCAGACCAACUUAGAUGAUACUCUUCAACUUAUCAAUGAAAGUAAAGAUUCAUCAGCAUCAGAACAAAAUAAUUCCAGUACAGAGGAGCAGCCAGAACCACGUCCUAUAUUCAGAGUUGACAGUUCUACAACACUGAUGCCAGGUACACCAGGUACCCCACCCACCCCAGAACAACCAUCAACCGAGUCUGUGACUGAAUCAACAGAUCCUGAUACUCUAAACUCUGUACUAGACAUUGUAAAAGUUGUCCUGGAUGUGAUGAGCAGAAGGAGAGGUCGACCACUUUGGUGCUAUGAGGACAUUACUCCUAAAACUCUUAUUACUCAGAGUGCCGAGCAGCUUGAGAAUCUUCUACGAUUUAUUGUCAAGUUCUUUAAAUAUCUGUCACCCCUAGCAUUGGUAGAGCAACGAUGGUCACAGGUUGCUAUGCAACUAGCAUUAUCAUGCUCUUCCAGGCAUUAUGCUGGAAGGUCAUUCCAGGUACUGAGAGCUUUACAUAUAAGACCAUCCUCACAGAUGCUUGCUGAUAUUUUAUCAAGACUGGUGGAGACUGUUGCUGAACAGGGGGAGGAUAUGCAGGGUUAUGUGACUGAAAUUAUUCUUACUCUGGAGGCUGUAGUUGAUAAUGUUGACCUUGAGAUUAGACCUAUCGAUUUCAUGCGAGACAUCUUCAUGUCUACACCAAAUUUGGCACAGAGCCAAGUGGGGGCGGAGUCAAGAAGAGGUGUUUUGAUGGCACCAAAAACGCAGCCCUAUCAGCAGCAACAUAUGCGCAGUAUUAGCUAUGCUGCACAAGGUGUGGCCAGUAAAGUAUCAAGCAUGACAGAUGCUAAAAAUAGAAGUGGUACGGAUCUUGAAAUGCGGCUAAAAGCAAAUGUCCCAAGGUCUCGUAGUGAGAAAACAUUGAAGAAUACAGAACAAGGUGUCGAGGAUAAGUUGACCAUCAUGACUCAGAUGUUCUGGAUUGCUGUGUCCCUGCUGGAGUCCGACUACGAGUAUGAGUUUCUACUGGCAACCAAAUUGUUGGAUAAAAUAUUACAGCACUUGCAGCCAGACAGACCAGAGUGUAGGGAGAAACUGGAGAAGAUACAACAACAAAUUAAAUGGACCAACUUUCCUGGUGUACAAACACUGUUGCUUAAGGGUUGUACAUCACAGAUUGCAGCAGAAAGUACAUGGCAGCUACUGACCAGGUUGACAGUCUGUAUUAACUCCUCUGUUGUAGAUCCUACAGGCAGCCAUGGUUUUCCCAUGAAUGUGAUAGCUCUGUUACCAUACUUGGUUCAUCAUUAUGAAAAUCCUUCUCAGUUGUGUAGAGACUCUGCUGACCAUAUUUCACAGAUUUGUGCUCAGAAAUCAGACAGAUUAAAUAAUCUGGGCACAGUUAUGUCCCUUUACAGCAGAGGAACAUUUGGUAAAGACAGUUUUCAGUGGACUAAAUGUGUAGUGAAAUAUUUACAUGAUGUGUAUGUACAGGCCAGUGUUUCCAUGGUUUCUUUUCUUGUAGAGGUGCUAGAAAAAGGUCCUCAUAGUUACCAGUUAGCAGUAUUACAGAUUUUACAUUGUAUGGUACAUUAUAUAGAUUUAAAUACUCAGCCAUCUGUUGUUCUCAACCAAGAAUUGUUCUACACGGUCUCCAAACAUGUUCAGGGUCCCCAUUGGAAAGAAGCAAUAAAGAUAUUAAAGCUUGCAGUGGCCAGGUCUUCAACACUUACAGCAGCUGCUUCUAGUACAUCAGAACAGACGUACGCUCUACAUAGAUCUCUAGCCGAGAUUGAUGUUCUACAUAAGAAAGAGUUGCCAGGCAGAACCCUUGACUUCAGUGUUGAUCUAUCUGGCACUUCUAUCAUUGGGAGGAAGUACUUAAAUCAAGAAUUACAUGGUUCCCCUCACAGUGAUACAACUACACCUAGUAAUCAGUCAUCUCUGAGUAGGAAGGGAUCCGGUAACGAGGCUGAUACUUGCUGGAAGAAACCACAAAAUUCACAGGCGAGAACAAGAGAGAGGCUCACAGAACUGCUGGCAUGUUAUGGUCAAAAGAGGUUACCAAAGAGUCCAUCUGAACUCUCUUUGAUGAAGGUAAUAUUCAGCCAGUCCAGUGAUACCCUGGAUCAUCAACAGAGUAUUGCAUCAAGUGGGGAAGAUUCUAUACCAGACAUUGCACAGUCAUCUGAUGGUAUAUACAGUGUGGACAGUAACGGGUUAGACAUGGUGAAAAUGACAAUCAAGAACUUUGACUUCCUGGGCGAGUACGAGGCAGAAUAUGAUUAUACCACUAACUCGCAUGACAAUGAUUAUUUCACAUCAUUUGAUCAAAGCAGACGUCAUUCAUUCAAUGAUUCACCUGAUCCUGAUCAUCCUAGACACAGGUCGUCACAGUUUGGCAGCACGCCAGAUCUUAAUUUACUUGGCAAGCUUUCACUGACAGAGAUCCCCGGUCACGGUAUUUCCACGGAGAGUAUUAAUAUAGACAGGGAGACAUUGUCGGGAAGGGAGUCUGUGUCAUCAACCCCAGAGGAGCCUCAUCACAGGAGUAUAACACCAUGUGCUAGCAGUGUUAUUGUUAUACAGAACCCUGGACUGAUGGAGGAGCAAGAAAAUAGUCCCAUGACUGAAUCUGUACAUAGUGUUGACAGCAUCUUUUCAAAGGUCAUCUUAGAGUCAUCUAUGACCAAUACAGUUUAUACAUCACAGAUCUUCCCCAAACUUUACAGGGAGCUGAGGAGAAGACUUGCUACAUUAACUAAAGAUGCUGUGUAUUAUAUUUCCAAGACAGAGGGACUGAAAAACAUUGGAGCUCAAUUAUUGCAGGCAUUAGAUACCAUGUUCACCCAUCUGGAAUGUCCAUAUUUCUUCAUUGAAACCGAUGUGUUGGUUGGUAGUAGAGUGGUAGACAAACACAAGUAUUGUUUACUAGAGAUGCAGGAAUGUUUUGAGACCUACUGUAUGAGGAAAGACCAAGCUGAACAGAGUUUAGAAGAAAUCAAGGUAUCAAUUAAACAGCAAUCACUUGGUGAUGGUGGAAGCUUUCCUAUACAAUGUAGUGAAGAACAGAAAUUAGAUCUGUGCCAAAAGUUAUAUAAACUAAUUUUCCAACUAGUUAUGCUGUUUGAAAGUUACAUCAAGCUUCUAGAUUGUUUCAAACUUGUACAGACAGCCUCACAGGUGAAUGAUAUUUCUGGACAAGUGGAGAGUAUUAAAGGGGAAGUAACUGCUGCCAUGUCAGAAUUAGAGAAUGGUCAGGCAUCACCACUAAAUGUUGACUCCCCUAAACCAGUCACAAAACAAGAUGCAUUCUCCAGUCUUACAGAGUAUAUCAAAAGUCAACAAUACCAAAAAGCAAUACAGCUUGUCAGAUCUUUCAGGACAAUGUGGCCUGGUGACAUGUUUGGACAAUCACAGGAUGAUGACCUUGUUACCCUGCUCAAUGUGUUUUGUAUUGAAAUGGCUGAAAAGAAAACAGGUGUAUUUGUAUUAACAAAGGUGGAGUUUGAUAUUGGUUUGUUAUAUAGCCAGUUAUUGGACAUUAAUCAACAAAUUAGAAACUGGACUAUACCCUCUCCUCAACAGUCAUGCACAGGAAACAACGACUUAUUGGACUCUAGUACAUUAUGAUAAUGUUUAUGUAUU